Closterium sp. NIES-65 is the source of this 4077-nucleotide messenger RNA. Lineage: Eukaryota; Viridiplantae; Streptophyta; Zygnematophyceae; Desmidiales; Closteriaceae. The record is from the annotation of a GenBank genome assembly.
AUGCUCGCAGCGCACUCCCGUGGUCCCUUGCAACACACCGUGUCGCAUGUCGCGAGCUCCACCCACCUCCGCGCAAGCCCCGCGCACACCACUGCAGAACUCCAUUUAAACCCGAACGCCCAUUUCCAAAGCCCCGCCUGCGCGUACGACCAGAGCGCUUUUAUACUCCCGACCCUUAGGCUGUCUCAUCUCGCGCCUUUUCCCCCAUCGUCUCUGCUCUCGUCUUCCGCGUACUUGGUUUCGUCACCACUCCGCGCAUCUCGCCGCGUUUCCCGAUCGGGGUCGCGCAGUCUCCGAGCGCCCGUGGCGCGGAGAGACGACGCGUCGGCAGCGGAGUCGGCGACGGCGCAGCGGAGCACUGCAGCCUCUCGCGCGCGCGCACAAGGGGCGCGGGUUGGCGGACGAGGUGACAUUUCAAGCGGAGGAAGUAGUACCGGAAGCGGGGGCAGUGUUCCGCGCGCGGGCGGCGCAAGCGGCGCGGGAAGAGCGGGGGAAUCUCAACGAAGAAACUCGGGGUCCAGAGAGAACGCGGGAGGAUCUAGGGGCUCCGGUGAAGCCGCGAGGGGCGGAGGAGAGGUUCAGAGGCGCGCGGGAAGCGGAGGGGAGAGCGGCGGAGGGGUUGAGGGGCGAGGGCGGGGGCGGGCGGUGCGGCUGCUGUCGGAUCUGUGUCUGCUGCAUGACUUGAGCCUGGGCGACAGUGGGCCUGAAGUUGCUGACGUGCAGACCGCACCUAUACACGCUCACCCCCUUCCCUCUCUUCCCAUUCCCACCCUUUCCCCCUCCCCCCUUGGCCUCCCCUCUCCUCCACUUAUCCCUGCCCGCCUUCUCUCUCCUGACGCACAGAGCGCUCUGCUCCACUUCGGCUUCUUCCCGGAUGCUUCCUUGGUGACCGGGUUCUUCGGGCCGAUAACGCGGGCGAGCAUAGAGCAGUUCUUCGGGCAGAUAACGCGGGCGAGCAUAGAGCAGUUCUUCGGGCCGAUAACGCGGGCGAGCAUAGAGCAGUUCUUCGGGCCGAUAACGCGCGCGAGCAUAGAGCAGUUUCAGGAGGAGCACGGGGUGCCUGUGAGCGGCAAGUGGGACGAGCCCACGCGCACCACCAUGUGCCGUAAAGUGCGCGACCAGCAGCACGCGGCAGCGAGGGCUGCAAGGCAUCGGCAGGAAUGGAGAACCGCAGCAGGUGAGGUGGCUGGGGGGAGUUUGGAGGAGGGGAGGGGAGGGGAGCAUCGUCUGUCUGGUCCUGUGGGUGUAACGGAUCCUGUGCUGAUUCCCGUGUGGGAUGGUGGUGAGACGGGCCGUAGUGGGGAAAGUCUUGUUGGCACAGCAGGAAUAUCAAGAGGUAGAAAUGGAGGAACAGGAGGAGCAGGAGGAACAGAAGGAAGAGGAGGUAGAGGGGAAGAUGGUAGAAUGGGAGUGGCAGGCGCAACUGCUGCAAAUGGAGGAGCAGGAGAAGUGUGUGGAAGAGAAAGAAGAGGGAAAGCAGCGGGCAUAGAAGGAAAAGAAGGGGUUGCAGCACUGGCAGGGGUGGCAGCGAGUGGUGGUGUUUGGGGCGCGAGUGAGGCAAAGGAGGGAGUGACGGAUGGAGAGGACGUGCGGAGGGGCGGUGAGGAGACAUGGAUAGGUGGGGAGGAGGACGAAAUAGAGGAAGGGAGUACGGAUGAUGCAGUGAACGAUGGAGAGAAAGAGGGAGAGGAAGAAGGAGAGAAAGAGGGAGGGAAAGAGGGAGAGGAAGAGGUAGAGAAAGAGGGAGAGAAAGAGGGAGAGAAAGAGGGAGAGAAAGAGGGAGAGAAUGUGAAAGCGGAAGAGGAGGAGCGCGGGGUAGGGACAUCGGCAGUGGAAGUAAGAGAGGAGGAAGGGGGGGUGAAAGCGGAAGGCAGGGUGGGAGGCGAAGCAGCAAAGGCAAGCGAGAGGGCUUCGGCAUGCACAGAUGAGCAUGGCAUGUUGAAUGAAGUGUGGGCGCAGGGGCAGACUGGAAGAACCGAGGAGGAGAAAGUGGGUUUGGAGCAGGUAGAGAGAGUGGGCGAUGCAAUUGGAGAUGCAGUGGGGAGGAAGGAAGAGGAGGAGGAGGAGGAGGAGGAGAUUGUGCAGAGGGUUGGUGGCGAUGUGAUUAGGUUAAUCAAUUGCAUUGAAGAUGUGGCGACUGUGGCUGUGACCGGAGACACAGAGGGUGGUGAAGGGUUGAUGGCAGGUGGAGAUGAUAUGCUGACAGGAGUGCAGGGAACACCCGUGGAGGGGAGUGGUGACACGUGUGCGAGUGGGAAUGAGAGUGAGGGCAUGGAGGAGAGUGAGAGUGUGAAAGAGAGUGAGACAGCAGGUAAGGAGGAAGAGGCUGGUACAGGUUCGGUGCAUGGUAGUGGGAGCGGGGGCGAGGAUUUAUGCUGUGACAGUGAGCUGGGAGAGGGGGAGAGCAGAAAAGGGGGGGGAGAGGGCGAGGGGGAGGGUGGUGAUGAGCUUGUGAGCGGGAAAGGAGUUUUGGAGGCGAGGGGGGAGGUGGAAAAGAGAGAAGGGGAGGUGAAGGGGAGUGGGGAGGUGGAGGAGGGUGCAGGAGUGGUAGUGGAGGCAGGAGAGGUGGAAGAGGGAAAAAACGAGGUAAAAGGAGAAGAGCAGGUGGAGAGAGACGAGGAGAUAAAAGAGAAAGGAGAGGUGCAGCGAGAAGAGGAGGUGGAGAGAGACGAGGAGAUAAAAGAGAAAGGAGAGGUGCAGCGAGAAGAGGUGGAGAAAAGUGAAGGAGCGGAGCAGGGGAAGACAGAGGUGGAGGAGGGUGUAGGAGACGUGAUAGGGAAAAUGGAGUUGAAGGAGGGAGAAUGGGAGGUGGGAGAGGAGGGAGAGAGCGACGGAAAGGUGACAGUGGAAGGAGAAAUGAAGGGGAUCGAAGAAGGGAUGGUGGACCGAGAUGUGAUGAUAGGGGGUGAGGACGUCAUGGGUGAGUGUGAAAGCACUGGAGUGAGUGAGAGUGGUGGGGUGUUGGUGGUGACAGAAGGGGGAAGACAGGGAGAGGGAGCCGGAAAGGGAAUAGAAGAGGGAGUGGGGGGAGAGGGAGAGGGAGCGGGAGAGGGAGUAGAAGAGGGAGUGGGGAAAGAGGGAGAGGGAGCGGAAGAGGAAUUUACAGCAGGCACAGGGGAAGAGGAGGUGGGUGUGAGGUUCAUGAGUGUCGAUGACAGUGUUGGCGGCAAUCGUGGUGAUGGUGUGGCAGCGUUGCACGCAGGAAAGACGUUGGGGGGAGGCCGUGCUGCUAGGGAUGGUGCUGUGGGGAAGGAUGAGGAGGAAGGAGAUGAAUGGGAAGGUGUGUGGGCCGAUGGCGUGUGGUGUGAGUUGGAUGAAUGGGCAGAGGAGGAGGAAGAGGUGGGUGAUGGUGGUGAUGACGUUGUUAAUGCAGUGGGUGGUGGUGGUGCGGGUGUGGACGAUUGGAUACUUGCAGGUGCGGCAUUGGGUGAGGGAGGAAAAGGAGGAGGAGGAGGAGGACGGGAAGGAGAGGGAGGAGGGGAAGGAGGAGAGGGGAGGGAAGUGGUGGACGGGGUAGCGUUGCAUGGGCAGGAGGCUGGGAAGGCAGCAGCUGCAGGCUGUGUUGGUAAUGGUGCUGAUGGCGCUGGUGAUGCUGAUGGCACUGGUGAUGCUGAUGGCGCUGGUGAUGCUGAUGGCGCUGGUGAUGCUGAUGGCGCUGGUGAUGCUGAUGGCGCUGGUGAUGCUGAUGGCACUGGUGCUGCUGAUGCCACUGGUGCUGCUGAUGCCACUGGUGCUGCUGAUGACACUGGUGACAGUGAGAGGGUGAGCAAGGAGAGGAAGGAGGGGGAUGGGGUGAGAGCGGUAAGCGACGCGGGCACAGGAAUCAGUGGUAAGGUACAGGAGAAGGAGCUUGGUUCUUCUGGGGUCACUGGUGGGGAGAAGGAAGCAGCAGGGAAGAUAGGGGAGCAGCAGGCAGAGGUGGCAGGGACGGUGGGGGAGCAGGCAGUGGUGGCAGCAGCGGGUGAGGAUGGCAUGGGUGUGGCGUUCAAGGAGACGGGUGAUGGUGCUGUGGAGCUGUGGUGGUGGCAGGUGGACGGGUGGGACAUGGGGGAGGAGAGUGAGGGCGGUCGGGGGUAG